Molecule: messenger RNA, 1588 nt
Organism: Pistacia vera
Lineage: Eukaryota; Viridiplantae; Streptophyta; Magnoliopsida; Sapindales; Anacardiaceae
Exons: 14
Coding region: 99-1502 (467 amino acids)
Source: RefSeq, a predicted model, not a curated record
GCUUUUAAACGUCGCUCUCUUGAUAUUUCCGUCUGAUAAUUAGCAGUUCAUUUUCACUCCUCUGUAGUUACCGCAAUUCAUCUCUGUACAGUUCUAAUAUGUUGAUUCAGAGGAGAGUUAUGAGCUGGAGGAGAGUCUUUAAAUCUCUUCAAGCACUUACAGCUCAUGCUUUGCUCUUCUGCUUCACGCUUCUGCUUGUUCUCAAGCUUGACCACAUACUUCCUUACUCUUGGUGGAUUACAUUUUCUCCUUUAUGGCUAUUUCACAUAAUUGUAGCACGAGGCAGGUUUUCCUUACCAGCUCCAUCAAUGCCUCAUGAUCGACAUUGGGCCCCAUAUCAUGCUGUCAUGGCAACGCCAUUGCUUGUUGCUUUCGAGUUACUUCUUUGUAUACAUCUGGAGAGCAGUUAUGUUGUAAACUUGAAGAUUGUGUUUGUGCCUUUGCUGGCAUUUGAAACAGCUAUUUUGGUUGAUAAUAUCAGGAUGUGUAGGGCUUUAAUGCCUGGAGAUGAAGAAAGCUUGAGUGAUGAAGCGAUAUGGGAAACUCUUCCUCACUUCUGGGUUGCAAUAUCUAUGAUCUUCUUCCUUGCUGCAACAAUAUUCACUCUUCUGAAGUUAUGUGGUGAUGUUGCUGCCCUAGGUUGGUGGGAUUUGUUUAUAAAUUUUGGUAUUGCAGAGUGCUUUGCUUUUCUUGUUUGCACAAGGUGGUACAAUCCGGCAAUUCACAGGCACUCUUCCAUUGGAGAAUCCAGUUUGUCUUCAUUGUCUAUAACAUAUUUUGACCAUAAUAGAGGCUUAGUAGUUUCUGCUGAUGAUGACCGGCAUCAGAGCAGUAGAAUAUGCAAGCUACAAGACAUUGGUGGACAUAUUAUGAAAAUCCCAUUCAUCUGUUUCCAGAUUCUACUUUUUAUGCAUUUAGAGGCAACACCAUCUGGUGCUAGACAUAUCUCAUUCCGGGUUAUUUUUGCUCCUCUUUUUUUGAUACAAGGAGCUGGGGUUUUGUAUGCUGCAUAUAGAGUGAUUGAGAAGAUUGCUCUUUUAUUACGUGGCAGAGAUGCUUUUGGAAGAUGCUUGACUGUUGUGUCAAAAGCUCGCGAUUGCUUGGAGUUCUUGCAUCAUGGCUCAAGGUUGCUGGGUUGGUGGUCAAUUGAUGAAGGAAGCCGAGAAGAACAGGCUCGACUCUAUUGUGCCGAGGCUUCUGGAUACAACACUUUCUCACCCGAUGUUGUGAAAAAAAUGCCCAAAAAGGAACUUGUUGAAGAGAUUUGGAGAUUACAGGGUGCUCUCAGUGAACAAACUGAAAUCACGAAGUUUAGUCAGCAAGAGUACGAAAGACUUCAAAAUGAGAAGAUCCUAUGUAGAGUUUGUUUUGAAGAACAGAUUAGCAUAGUCCUGCUUCCAUGCAGGCAUCACAUCCUAUGCAGCACGUGCAGUGAGAAAUGUAAGAAGUGCCCCAUCUGCCGUGUCUUUAUUGAAGAAAGACUGUCUAUAUACGAUGUUUAGCUUCAACUUAUGUGCGGAAACUUCAGAAUUAACGGCAUUUUCAACCAUUACCCCAAACAAAAAAAAAAAAAAAAAAAAAAAAAAAG